CGCUAACUAUAUUGAGACCGAAGAAGCGAAGCGAGCGGGGGAUCUUCCCCCUCUACUCCUCUAUUCCAUAUUUUGUUGAGUUCCAUUGUUGGGUUUCUUUGCUUCUUGUUUUCCGGCCAAACAACCAAGGAAAAAAAACCCUCGGUUACUUUACUUGAGCAGAAGUGCUGCUGAUAGUCCGGUGUCCGAGUUGUCUCUUUUACUCUUACACAACGAUUGCUAGAAGCACAUGAGCCGCUACGACAGCCGGUCCGGCGACCCGGGUUUGUACCGUGACCGGAAAAGUGAUUCCGGUUUUGGAAGUGGUGGAGGUGGCGGCGGAGCUGCGAGUUAUGGAAGCGGUGGCCGUUCGUCAUUGUCAGGCAACAGGGAAUACGAUAGUGGUGGGCCGCCCAGGAAGCAGGGCCUCGAUGGGUUAACCCAUUUCGAGAAGAAUUUCUAUAUUGAGUCUGCGUCUGUGGCGGCGAUGACCGAGAGUGAAGUUGAGGAGUACCGCCAACGGAGACAGAUUACGGUUGAGGGCCGAGACGUUCCCAAGCCGGUCCAGGACUUUCGCGACGUAGGGUUUCCAGAUUAUGUCAUGCAAGAAGUUCUGAAGGCUGGCUUUGUUGAACCUACUCCUAUUCAAUCUCAAGGGUGGCCCAUGGCUUUAAAGGGCCGUGAUCUCAUUGGUAUUGCUGAAACAGGAUCUGGAAAGACGCUUGCCUAUCUACUGCCUGCUAUUGUCCACGUUAAUGCACAAUCAUUUCUAGCUCCUGGAGAUGGUCCUAUUGUCUUAGUUUUAGCCCCAACACGUGAGCUUGCUGUCCAAAUACAACAAGAAGCCACCAAGUUUGGGGCAUCAUCUAGGAUUAAGAAUACCUGUAUAUAUGGUGGGGUUCCAAAAGGACCUCAAGUUCGUGAUCUUCAGAAAGGUGUUGAAGUCGUAAUUGCUACACCUGGAAGGCUCAUUGAUAUGUUAGAAUCCCAUCAUACAAACUUGCGAAGGGUCACCUACCUUGUUCUGGAUGAGGCAGAUAGAAUGCUAGACAUGGGUUUUGAGCCUCAGAUUAGAAAGAUUGUCUCUCAGAUUCGCCCAGAUCGUCAAACUUUGUAUUGGAGUGCUACUUGGCCCAAGGAGGUUGAACAGCUCGCCAGGUCGUUUCUUUACAAUCCAUACAAGGUAGUCAUUGGUUCUCAAGAUCUGACAGCAAACCGUGCAAUACGCCAGAUUGUGGAGAUCGUUUCGGAGAAUCAGAAAUAUAACAAAUUGGUGAAGCUGCUGGAGGAUAUCAUGGAUGGCAGCCGAAUUCUUAUAUUCAUGGAUACCAAGAAAGGAUGUGACCAGACCACAAGGCAGCUUCGGAUGGAUGGUUGGCCUGCUCUGUCAAUUCAUGGAGAUAAGAGUCAGGCAGAGAGGGAUUGGGUCCUCUCAGAGUUCAAGGCUGGCAAGAGUCCGAUUAUGACUGCAACAGAUGUUGCAGCACGUGGUUUGGAUGUGAAAGACGUAAAAUAUGUGAUAAAUUAUGAUUUUCCGGGAUCUUUGGAGGAUUAUGUCCACCGCAUUGGCCGAACAGGUAGGGCUGGGGCCAAAGGAACAGCAUAUACUUUCUUUACAGCUGCAAAUGCCAGAUUCGCCAAGGAACUUAUUACCAUCCUUGAAGAAGCUGGACAAAAAGUCAGUCCAGAACUGGCUGCAAUGGGACGUGGUGCACCUCCUCCAGGUAAUGGGGGCUUUCGUGAUCGCGGGAGGGGUUUUGGUGGUGGUCCGCGGCCUUGGGGCUAAUAGGUCAAGAGGAAAUGAGUAGCUAUGGACAUCAAAUAGGCUGAUGGUCUGGUUGCUUCAUUACCUCGGGCUUGUAUUUUUGGUUUUACAUUUACUAAUUGAUGGCGGAUUCCUCAAGGCAUGUAAUAGCAUCUUCUUGAUGUCUCACUUGCAUAACGCCAUAACCAAGUUGACUUCAACUGCUGGAGGGUUGAGGUCGGAGCUUAAAUGUCAUGCCGGAGCUUAUAUUGCAGAUUUUAAGAUAGGAGUACACCAUCACUUUUUAGACUGAAGGAAACAGUAGAGCAGGAUAAUUUAAUUAUUUAUUGAUUUAUUCCACUGUAAGAGUAGGAUUGAAUUAAUUGGUAAAUUUGAAUGUUGAAUUGUCGUGCCAAGGAUAAAUUUAUCCCUGGUUUAAAUACCAUUUUCCGGGUGUGACGCUUAUUUACAUGGUAUGUAUGAAGACAACUGAAAGGUUAAAAUUAGCCCAAAACCCAUUAUCAGCA
This is a messenger RNA of Nelumbo nucifera (sacred lotus), 2250 nucleotides long. Its product is annotated as DEAD-box ATP-dependent RNA helicase 20-like. The record is from RefSeq and is a predicted model, not a curated record. NCBI's taxonomy places the organism in Eukaryota, Viridiplantae, Streptophyta, Magnoliopsida, Proteales, Nelumbonaceae. Gene Ontology annotation, molecular function: nucleic acid binding; ATP binding; RNA helicase activity.